AUGCAAAUCCCUCUAAAAGUAGCAGUUUUAUUUCAAGUGUGCAAUCUAAUAAAAAAACAAGCCAUUUUGAGUGUGCUUAACUUCAAUGAAGGAAAACUUCCUAUUGCUUAUUUGGAAGUUCCUCUUAUCACUAGAAAGCAUAUUUUUGGAGAUUGUAAAUCUCUUUUGGACAAAAUCCUUGCCCGCAUUAAAUCUUGGAGAAGCCAUUUUCUUUCUUAUAUUGAGAUUGAAGCCACCCUUCGAGCCAUCUUUUGGGAUGGAACAGACUUGAAGAAAACAAAGGCAAAGGUGGCUUGGGACGAGGUUUGUGUGUCGAAAGAUGAAGAGGGUUUGGGCAUUAUGCGUAUUGGGGAUUGGAAUAAGGCUGCCAUGAUGAGGCACCUUUGGAACAUCACCCAAAUGCAAAGCAACUCAGGGUGGAUAGCAUGGGUUAAAUCUUAUCUACUUAGGGAAAAUUGGCAUCCUAAAGGUCCUUUGUUGGACACUUAUGGUGAUAGAAUUGUGAAUGAUUCAAGUUUGAGCCUGCAUGCAAAGGUUAAAGAGAUAAUUGGGAAUAGGGGAUGGAAAUGGCCCUCUGCUAAUUCUUGGGAGCUUAUGGAAAUGAAGGCCUUGGUUAACUUUGUCCCUAAUGAUAAUGAGGAUAAAGUAGUUUGGAUCCCUAACCCUUUGAAAGCUUUCUCUAUAUGGGAGAGAGAAAUGAAAGAAGAUUCAAAAGGAAUUACUGAGAUGCCUCAACUAUCGAAGAUUACGUGA
This is a messenger RNA of Pistacia vera, 753 nucleotides long. RefSeq lists its product as uncharacterized. The coding region runs from base 1 to 753 and encodes 250 amino acids. The record is from RefSeq and is a predicted model, not a curated record. Lineage: Eukaryota; Viridiplantae; Streptophyta; Magnoliopsida; Sapindales; Anacardiaceae. The transcript is spliced from 4 exons.